ACCUGUCCCGCAAACUAACUGAUCUUUGGUGUCAACAUAUUACUCUCUUUAUCUUUUAGGACGCUUUCUAGACUUGGGCUUCAUUGGGAAGCUUACGCGGUUCAUAGAAUGUCUAUAUCUUCCUGCUCGUCGACCUGCUCGUUUUCUGAAGGACGCUAUCAAUCCAACACAACCUCGACUCCGACGACUCCCAGUGAACACCGCUGGUCUGAUGUUAUUCCUCCAAAGACUGCUCUGAAAUUCGCGGUCGUUUGGGAUUCCGAUGACCUCGUGGUGUUUUCAGGCGGAGAGCUUCUUGAAGAUUCUCGCACCGAAGAACUCCUGCUAGGGUCACCACUUUCACCAUCCGAUGCAUGUUCCCAAGCUUUUUCUGUAGGCCAAUCCACAAUGCCUCUAUCUGACAAAUCCUCCACGAUGUUAUACUUUCGGGACAACAUGGGUUCUGUCCUUACGGAAAAUCACCCGCCUCCCACUUCCGAUUCAGAAAAGCGUAUGAUUUGGGGGCGCACCCAAACUUCGUCGACGUUGGAAGGUUUAGAUGUAUAUUUACGUGGUUCAUUAAUGGGCCAAGCACACCGAAACAAUCGAUACUACUCAUGUUUGGAUAACCUGGAUGGCCAGUUCGAAUUCGAUCCCCGCACAUCUUUCGCGAAGGAGUACUUACGAAAGGUUGAAAGCAAGGAUAUCGUAGACGAUGCAGUCACAGACGAAGGGUUUUUUGAGGUGGAGAUUGCUCCUCGACAGCAUCAAAUUUUAGCUAAACCAUCUUCGAGGUGUGAUAUUCAUCCUACAGACGCGCACUCAGUCGCGUCUACCACCAAAACGUCGGACUUUGUCUCCAUUGAAGGUGAUGACGCGUCGUCAAUUUGGUCUACCGUAGAAGCCCCAGUGAUACCAUCCUAUCUGGGAUAUACCUCCAUGGACCAACGCCCUCACCUCAAGAGACGUCUCACAAAACCCCGUCCGGCUGAUAUGCCCGCACCACCCUCCGAAGUACUCAAACGGGAGGUAUUCAGCCAUGAGGUAUCCCUCCCGCCACGGAACGCUCAGGAAAAACAUUCAACUCAGAUUCGACAAAGGAAAUCUUUUGCAAAAUUGGUUUGUCAGAGAUCAAAAGAGAAACCUGUAGAGAGCGAUCAGUGGAUUUGUAUUGAAGUCAGUCACGAAUUAAGACAGCGGUUCGUGUAGGAGUCGGACGUAGCUGCGCACUUUCAUUGGUCGAGCUUGCAGGUCUUGCCUUUCCCUUUCCUUACUCAACGGCCACCUUCAUUUUUUGCCUUUGCUGUCAUUCUGUCCUUGGAGACGGGUACUUGUACUAAUAGAUGUUGUACUACGGUAUGAUUGGUUCAGGGAACGUGGAGAACAUAUGUAAAAAUAUCAGUACAUACUAAGGUACCUGAAGUUUGGGUUCAGGAAGAAGUGUGUAGGGGGGAACAAACAACUUCCACUGAGCUGAGUGGGAAGAAUUUCAGCCAUGAGGUUCUGAUAGUUUGGAUCGCCAUUACUUGCAGGGCGUUGAAGAAUCCUUGCCUAG
Lentinula edodes (shiitake mushroom) is the source of this 1534-nucleotide messenger RNA. RefSeq lists its product as uncharacterized. Lineage: Eukaryota; Fungi; Basidiomycota; Agaricomycetes; Agaricales; Omphalotaceae. The record is from RefSeq and is a predicted model, not a curated record. The transcript is spliced from 4 exons. The coding region runs from base 109 to 1188 and encodes 359 amino acids.